This is a messenger RNA of Doryrhamphus excisus (bluestripe pipefish), 1838 nucleotides long. Its product is annotated as palmitoyltransferase ZDHHC20-B-like. NCBI's taxonomy places the organism in Eukaryota, Metazoa, Chordata, Actinopteri, Syngnathiformes, Syngnathidae. Gene Ontology annotation, molecular function: palmitoyltransferase activity. The record is from RefSeq and is a predicted model, not a curated record.
CGUCACUGACUCCACAGUCCUUGACAGAUUAAAGAUGGCGCCCUCUCAUGCGCUGAGGUGCUGCAAGCGUACUGUGAACUGGAUACCUGUCCUGUUUAUCAACCUGGUUGUGGGAUGGUCUUACUAUGCUUACGUCGUGGAGCUUUGUGUUUAUACAAUCCCAAACAAUGCAGAGCGAAUCAGCUACUUGGUCAUCUUCCACAUUUUCUUCUUCAUGUUCAUAUGGUCUUACUGGAAAACUAUCUGGACAAGACCGGCGGAACCAUCAAAAGCGUUCACCCUGCCAAGAGCGGAGAAAGAACUGUUCGAAAGAGAAGAGCGAGCGGAGAUGCAACAAGAAAUUUUGAAGAAAGUGGCGAGGAAUUUACCUGUUUACACACGCACAGCAGGAGGAGCUAUUCGAUACUGUGACCACUGCCAGGUAGUUAAACCUGACCGAUGCCAUCACUGCUCCACCUGUGAGACGUGUGUGCUCAAAAUGGACCAUCACUGUCCCUGGGUAAAUAACUGUGUUGGCUUCUCCAACUACAAGUACUUCGUCUUGUUUUUGACAUACGCCUCACUCUACUGUGCAGUAAUAUGUGCUACAGUCGCCCAGUACUUCAUCAAAUUCUGGACCAAACAGCUUCCUGACACACAUUCAGCCAAAUUCCACAUAUUGUUCCUGUUCUUUGUGGCAGCGCUGUUCUUCAUCAGCAUCUUGUCGCUCCUCAGCUACCACCUCUGGCUUGUAGGCAAGAACAGGACCACCAUAGAGGCUUUUAGGGCUCCAGUGUUCACAAAUGGUCCAGACAAAAAUGGAUUUUCUCUUGGCUUCAAGCGGAAUGUAGCUGAGGUGUUUGGGGAUGAAGCCAAGUACUUUAUAUUUCCUGUUUUUUCCAGCAGUCUGGGGGACGGACAUUCAUUUGUUACCAGGUUGGUGCACAUCGACCCUGAACAGGCAAACAGUGUCCUGCAGCAAAAUGGCAAAAGUCCUUUCAUGGAGGAAACAAGCCCUAAUGUGCUGGCCAAUGAUACCCAACACAUAGUGGAUGAAGACAAGGAGAAAAAUGGCGGAGUCCAGAUAGCGUCGGUGGCCAUGGAAAGCGAGCAAUAAAAGCAGGUCAAAUCAGGCACAACAGUAAAGACCUCACACGCUGCCUUGACCAUCAGCACGUCCACAGGAGCCGGCCCCUGUCCUAAGCUAGGCUUUAACUGUCUCAUUGUUCCUUUUUAUUUAAUGACUUUGCACACUGCCGACACUGCUCUGAAUGGCACCCAUUUGGAGUAGCAGUAGCAGUGUGAUCCAGAGUUGAUACACAGGUUUUGUGUUUUGUUUUGGUCCAAAGACAUUAACAGCAUUCUGGUACUGCUUUAUUCUCCGAGCCAAGGUGUGUUUUUAACUCUACGAUUUAGUAUUACACUAGCAUCAAUAAUUACACCUAGUUAGCCUCAGUCAGACUUAAUCAUUUCUUAUUAAUGGAUCAGGAGUGAGGACUACUGCCAACCAUGUGUGCAAUAUGUCUGACAAGAUUCAGCACAGGAAAGUCACUUUUUAUCUGGUUUCAGUUUACAUCACAUAAUUUUUAUGUUUACAAUGUCAAAUUAUGUAUUUUUAUAUGUACAUCAAGUGUAUUGGUGUGAGAACUGGAUGAAGUUUAACUGCUAUGAAAUAGUAAUAAUAGUAACGUCCCAUUCCACGUACAUAUUUUAACACCUAGCUACCAACAACUGCACUAUUAACAUUUGUAAAUUAUUGACAUUGCAUGAAAAUGUGAAUAUAAUACUUGGACGUUGUUGUUGAAAAAUGAAUUGAAAUCCUAUUUUGAAAAAAUACUGUAAUAAAAACUAAAUUGCUA